Pyrus x bretschneideri (Chinese white pear) is the source of this 1033-nucleotide messenger RNA. Its product is annotated as ATP-dependent Clp protease ATP-binding subunit CLPT2, chloroplastic. The record is from RefSeq and is a predicted model, not a curated record. The transcript is spliced from 6 exons. Lineage: Eukaryota; Viridiplantae; Streptophyta; Magnoliopsida; Rosales; Rosaceae. Bases 1 to 816 code for a protein of 271 amino acids.
AUGCAGCAAGGCCAGCCCAAUCCAUAUACAACCACAGGGAACGACGCCCUGUUCUUCAUCCUAUCUCAUAUCCUUCCACCUAUCCAAUUGAACGCUGAAGCACCAUAUUGUUCCACAAAUGGCCGCUCACUCCUCUCCAAGCUUCCAACGACCAUCUCCGCCCUCAUCCCCAAUCACAGAACUAAACCCGAUUCAAGACCCAACAGUUUGCUGAGCCCAUGGCUGGGUGCCAACAGCCUCUCGCUUCCGCCCUCAAGUCUGAGAGUCAGAACCCAAGAGUCAAAGCUCCGCCCUUUCUCAGCCACCGUCUGUCUCAGCCUCCCCACCGCAAAUGCGGGAAUAGUUUCUUCCACUGAGAAAGUGCCCAAGUGGUCUUGGAGGGCUAUAAAGUCAUUUGCCAUGGGUGAAUUAGAAGCCAGGAAGCUCAAGUUUGCAACUACCGGGACUGAAGCAAUUCUCAUGGGGAUCCUCAUUGAGGGAACUAGUCUGGCGGCAAAAUUUUUACGGGUAAAUGGAAUUACACUUACUAAGGUGCGUGAAGAAACAAUCAAGUUGCUCGGGAAAGCUGACAUGUGGUUUUUCAGUCCUGAGCAUCCAGCAUUGACUGAGGAAGCUCAAAGAGUACUUGAUUGGGCUGUUGAUAAAAAGAAAAAAUCUGGUAAUAGUGGGGAAAUUACAACUUCUCAUCUGCUUCUUGGCAUUUGGUAUGAAGGGGAAUCUCCGGGUCACAAGUUAUUGGCAGGCCUUGGCUUCAAUGAAGAAAAAGCGAAGGAGCUGGAGUCUUUAAGUACUAAACCUGGAUUCAUCGACGGAUAAUAUCUUCGAUUAGUGUUCAUUGAUCGAUCUGUGAUGCAAAUUUCUUUAUCAAAGAGGGAACAACGAUGUUAAUGGUAUUGCAAAUUCAUCCCUGUACAAUGAAUUUGUUCUUGUUUAAUUUUGCAAAUUGGAGAAAAGUUUAUUCAUACGGAAUGUCAUGCGAGUUAGCCGGAUUCUUUCCGCCAUGAAAUUGGAUCGUCCUCAUAUGCAUUUUCAA